AACUAAAAUUGACUUUUUGACUGAAGUCACAUUAAUAUUAAAGUUUCAAUUGUGCUAAUAGUUCCAAGCAAUGUAACUAUUUGACUUGGCAUUUUUUAAACUUUAUCUCUAGUAAAGUAAGUGCCGUUAAAUGAAAUAUUUGAUUUCAAGUCAACUUACUGUCAUUUUUUGUGAAGAUACAAUUAUGUGAUCUUAUUAUUUGGUACUUAUGUAUAUAUAUAUAUAUAUAUAUGUAUACCAAAUCUGCACUCCAAAUUAAAAACUGUUGUAUGUAACACAAAUAGUUUUCGUUGAAUUUUAGAAAAUGUUAAAAAAAACGAUAAAUAAAAAGCAACUCCAGAUAAAAACUCAUUGAUUACAAUAAUAAAUGAAAGCAGCUUUUAUAUACUUGCAAAUUGGAAAAAUAAUCACGAUGCCGAUGCAAGUUAGAUCGCUUCAAAUGAUGUUUUUUGAGUUCGAAAUGCAAAAACGUCAACCAAUGAAUGUACAAGACAACCUAAACGUUGGAGUUAAAAAGUAAUUCAAAAAAUAAUUAUUUUUACCGCACUGCAACGCUAUCGUUCGAAACAAGUUCAUUACUAUUGUUUAAAUUUACUAUCAAAAUCAUGAAGUUACUAGAGAGUUCGAGAUUUGAAGCCAUCAACAACGCACUUUCGAUACAAACAAGUGGAAUCACAAUCUUUGGUCGCAUAGAAAGUUACUCCAAAAUGGUUGCAGCUGAGAAAGUAUUGUAUAAACGAUUUACGGCAGAUACUCAUGGCCAUGACCUUCAAGCGUUAUCACCACCCCAAACUUUGGCAGACUUUUCGCCUAACUUUCGUCAAAACAACAGUCAAUCCGGGGAUGAAGGCAUUACUCUUUGUGAUACCAUAUCUAGAAAGACUUUGUUCUACUUAAUUGCUACAUUGAACGCGUCGUUUGAGCCAGAUUAUGAUUUUUCAGAAGCCAAGUCCCAUGAAUUUAGCAAAGAGCCAUCUUUACAGUGGGUAAUGAAUUCAAUCCACUCAAAUCUUUCGGCAUUAGCGGGAGAUCAAUAUCAAGUUAUACGCCAGCCUCUAUGGUCUGCUGUCGAUGACGAAGUUAAUUUAUCAGAAUGUGACAUUUACAGUUAUAAUCCAGAUUUAAGUUGUGAUCCUUUUGGUGAACCGGGCUGUUUGUGGUCGUUUAAUUAUUUCUUUUAUAAUAAGAAAUUAAAAAGGAUUGUUUUUUUCACAAGUCGUGCAGUGAACUCUCUUUAUGCUGCUGAAACAUCGGACUUUUCAAUGGAAGAAGAUGUAUAUUAAAACAGGUUUCCGUCUAUUUCACACAAUUUUAUAAAGCAGAAAAGUGGGUUAUAAUAUCCCUCAUUCUAUCAAAAGUUUAUUUUUUAAGUUUAAUACCGUAGUCUAUCUUAUAAGAUCAGUGCAUAUUUAAAAAUUUUUUAGUAAUACCACAAACAAAAUAAUAUAACAAAAAAUUAUUUAAAAAAAAAAAAAAUAAAAAUGUGCUUGUAUAAAUAAUAAUAAUAUUAUAUAGACGUUGUUCAAAACUGCCUUUACAAAAAGAUAUUUUUAAUAUA
This is a messenger RNA of Drosophila ficusphila, 1558 nucleotides long. RefSeq names its product repressor of RNA polymerase III transcription MAF1 homolog (gene Maf1). Gene Ontology annotation, cellular component: nucleus. The record is from RefSeq and is a predicted model, not a curated record. NCBI's taxonomy places the organism in Eukaryota, Metazoa, Arthropoda, Insecta, Diptera, Drosophilidae. Bases 606 to 1283 code for a protein of 225 amino acids. The transcript is spliced from 4 exons. Gene Ontology annotation, molecular function: RNA polymerase III core binding. Gene Ontology annotation, biological process: negative regulation of transcription by RNA polymerase III.